This is a messenger RNA of Lottia gigantea (owl limpet), 426 nucleotides long. RefSeq lists its product as hypothetical. The annotation marks the transcript as partial. The record is from RefSeq and is a predicted model, not a curated record. Lineage: Eukaryota; Metazoa; Mollusca; Gastropoda; Lottiidae. The transcript has 3 exons.
GGUAAGAGUUUUUAUCAUCCUGGUAAGAGUUUCUAUUAUUCUGGUAAGAGUUUUGAUCAUUCUGGUAAGAGUUUUUAUCAUUCUGGUAAGUGUUUUUAUCAUUCAGGUAAGAGUUUUGAUCAUUCUGGUAAGAGUUUUGAUCAUUCUGGUGAGAUUUUUAUCAUUCUGGUAACAAGUUUUUAUCAUUCUGGUAAGAGUUUUUAUCAUUCUGGUAAGAGUUUCUAUCAUUCUGGUAAGAGUUUUUAUCAUUCUGGUAAGAGUUUUUAUCAUUCUGGUAAGAGUUUUUAUUAUUCUGGUAAGAGUUUUUAUCAUUCUGGUAAGAGUUUUUAUCAUUCUGGUAAGAGUUUCUAUUAUUCUGGUAAGAGUUUUUAUCAUUCUGGUAAGAGUUUGUAUCAUUCUGGUAAGAGUUUUUAUCAUUCUGGUUAG